Scomber japonicus (chub mackerel) is the source of this 2278-nucleotide messenger RNA. It is a transcript of the gene nek8, whose product is annotated as NIMA-related kinase 8. Gene Ontology annotation, molecular function: protein kinase activity; ATP binding. The record is from RefSeq and is a predicted model, not a curated record. Lineage: Eukaryota; Metazoa; Chordata; Actinopteri; Scombriformes; Scombridae. Gene Ontology annotation, biological process: protein phosphorylation. The transcript has 15 exons. Bases 35 to 2125 code for a protein of 696 amino acids.
ACGUCGGAAGCGUUUGGGUGCAGCAGCAACAGCGAUGGAGAAGUACGAAAAGAUCAAAGUAGUUGGAAGAGGAGCAUUUGGGAUUGUUCACCUGUGCCGCAGGCGCAGUGACGGGGCUUUUGUCAUCCUAAAGGAGAUACCGGUGGAGCAGAUGUCACGAGACGAACGCCUGGCAGCUCAGAAUGAGUGUCAGGUACUGAAACUGCUCAACCACCCAAAUAUCAUAGAGUACUAUGAGAACUUCCUGGAAGACAAGGCCCUCAUGAUAGCUAUGGAAUAUGCACCAGGUGGAACAUUGGCUGACUACAUACAGAAACGCUGUAACUCCCUGCUGGAUGAGGACACCAUCCUUCACUUCUUUGUACAGAUCCUGCUCGCUUUGUACCACGUGCACAACAAACUCAUCCUGCACAGAGACCUGAAGACACAGAAUAUUCUUCUUGACAAGCAUCAGAUGAUCGUCAAAAUCGGGGACUUCGGCAUCUCCAAAAUCCUUGUCAGCAAAAGCAAAGCUUACACGGUGGUUGGAACGCCCUGCUAUAUCUCCCCAGAGCUGUGUGAGGGAAAGCCAUAUAACCAGAAGAGUGACAUCUGGGCUCUGGGCUGUGUGCUCUAUGAACUAGCCAGCCUCAAGAGAGCCUUCGAGGCCGCUAAUCUCCCCGCCCUCGUUCUGAAGAUCAUGAGCGGUACCUUCGCUCCGAUUUCAGACCGGUACAGCCCAGAACUCCGACAGCUCAUUCUCAACAUGCUCAAUCUGGAUCCAUCCAAACGUCCUCAACUCAAUGAAAUAAUGGCUCUUCCCAUAUGCAUCAGGCCCCUGCUUAAUCUCUACACAGACAUAGGCAAUGUCAAGAUGCGCAGGAUUGAGAAACCACUCUCUACUGUGCAGACUGGCCCACAUGGCAGACAAGGAGGGAGAGUACCUACGAACAGGUCCAGAGAUGGAUCAGUCGGUUUAGCAACAGGGAAGUUGCACUCCCUCCCACUGUCCUCGGUGUACACGUGGGGCAGUGGCAUCUCAGCUCCUCUCCGCCUGCCUAUGCUCAACACUGAGGUGCUUCAGGUGUCUCUAGGUCGCACUCAGAAGAUGGGGGUGACCAAGUCAGGCCGGCUGAUCACCUGGGAGGCUCCAUCAGUGGGGUCUGGUGAGGCCAGUCUGCCUGGUGUGGUGGAGCAGAUGCAACCUCAGUUCAUUUCACGCUUCCUAGAGGGUCAGUCUGGAGUCACCAUCAAAUCUGUGUCCUGUGGUGAUCUUUUUACCACCUGCAUGACAGACAGGGGCAUUAUCAUGACUUUCGGAAGCGGGAGCAACGGUUGUCUAGGGCAUGGGAACUUUAAUGAUGUAACACAGCCCAAGAUAGUAGAGGCACUCCUUGGCUAUGAGUUGGUUCAGGUGUCGUGUGGUGCUUCCCAUGUUCUCGCUGUAACCAAUGAAAGAGAAGUAUUUUCAUGGGGAAGAGGAGACAAUGGUCGCCUCGGAUUAGGCACCCAAGACACCCACAACUGUCCACAGCAGGUGUGUUUACCUGUGGACUUUGAGGCCCAGAGGGUGAUGUGUGGAGUUGACUGCUCCAUGAUUGUCAGCACCCAGCACAGCAUUGUGGCAUGUGGAAGCAACAGGUUCAACAAGCUUGGGUUGGAUAGAAUAACAGCUGGAGAGGAACCAAAUCCCUCAAAUCAGGUGGAAGAAGUCCAUUCUUACACUCCUGUCCAAUCAACCCCACUAAACAGUGAGAAGAUUGUUUACAUUGACAUAGGAACAGCCCAUUCUGUUGCUGUUACAGAGAGCGGUCAGUGUUUUACUUUUGGCAGCAACCAGCAUGGACAGAUGGGCUGUAGUUCCCGUCGUAGCAGCCGUGUGCCUUAUCCGGUGCCUGGCCUGCAGAAUAUCACUAUGGCUGCCUGUGGAGAUGCUUUCACUCUAGCAAUCGGAUCCGAUGGGGAGGUGUAUACCUGGGGAAAGGGGGCCCGUGGACGCCUCGGAAGGAAAGAGGAGGACUCUGGGAUACCAAAGGCGGUGCAGCUCGACGAGAGUCACCCGUUCACGGUGACAUCAGUGGCUUGUUGUCAUGGCAACACUCUGCUGGCAGUGAAACCUUUGCUUGACGAACCCUCCCCGAGAUGAUGUUUUCCUAAACGGUAACCUGUACCCACUCAGCAUUCAUCAUGAAGCCUGGUGGUGGCUUGAGGUGAAGGACAGCUUCCUCUGAAUAACUCCUCCCAAGGGCCCAUCUGUGCCGCAGUUGAAAGAUUCCCUUUCAUACUGCAGCUGCGACCA